AUGGAAACUAAAGAACGGCACAAACGUUACUUCUGCUCUUUUAAUGGCUGUUCGGCUGCUUAUAACAAACAGUGGAAACUGGACGCUCACAUUUGUAAACACACGGGAGUAAAGCCGUUCUCUUGCGAGCACGAAGGGUGCGACAAGUCCUUCUGCUCCCCCUACCACCUCUCGAGACACGAGCUCAGCCACACCGGCGAGAAACCGUUCGUCUGCGACGUAGAUGGCUGUACGGAUGCCUUCGCCACCGACGCAAACCGGAGGAGACACAUCAGCCGUAUCCACUCCCAGGAUCAGCCCAAAUAUGUCUGCAAAUACGAGAGCUGCGGCCUGAGGUUCAAGAAACACAAGCAGUUGAAGUCCCAUGUGUGUGAGCAGCACUCUCAGCUGCCUAUUUACAAGUGCACAUACGAAGGUUGUGAGAUGAGAUUUGCCUUCCCCAGCAGGCGGAAGCGACACGAGAAGGUGCACAAAGGGUACUCCUGCGAGGAGCAGCACUGCGCCUUCACGGGUAAAACCUGGACAGAACUACUGAAGCACAGGAAGGACCAGCACAGGUCUGUCAUCAAGUGUGAUCAGUGCAGCAAGGUGUUCAGGGACUCCUGGUUCCUGCAGCAGCAUCAACACGUCCACUCAGAGACGAGAGUGGUCUUCAAGUGCCCAAGAGAUGGCUGUGAGAGGUCAUACACCACUAUGUUCAGCCUACAGAGUCAUGUCAACUCCUUCCACGAGAACCUGUGCCCCUUUGUCUGCACCCACGAUGGCUGUGGGAAGGCGUUCGCUAUGAAGCCAAGUCUCCAGCGACACAGAGUCAUCCACGACCCAGAGAGGAAGAAGCUGAACCGGGCCUGGCCUAAGAGAUCUCUUGCUUCCAGGUUAAGUGGUUACAGUGACACAAAGAGAGUGGUCAGAAAGAAGCACAGGGAGCCCAUGUCCCAGAAAACAACAACAGACCAGCCGGGUCCUCUUGAGUUGGUGUCUCUGCUGCAGGACACAUCUUUGAUAUGCAACACUGCUGUGGACACUCAGGGACUCACAGAUGCUCUGACUUCACCCUUAUCAGUUUAAUCUGUUCCCACCAUGGCCCGAAAGACUCCCACGCAUUUUUGUGGGUUUAGAUGUAGUCUGUGUGUCACAUUUGUUAAAUAUUUGAAGACAAGGUAAAAGUAAAGACUGGUGGCUGCCACCUCCCAGGACGAACGUUUCAGGGAAACUUUCAUAACAUGAAAAAUGUGAUAUUUGUGGUUUACAGAAGAAAUUAUAUUUGUUUGUGCAGUGUUCAGAUUGUAUUAUUCAGGUGCUUCAUCUAUGUGUCAUGGAAAGAAGUAGGAUAAAUUGCACUUUUCAUUAAAAAUGUUUGCUCAA
This is a messenger RNA of Nothobranchius furzeri (turquoise killifish), 1365 nucleotides long. Its product is annotated as transcription factor IIIA. NCBI's taxonomy places the organism in Eukaryota, Metazoa, Chordata, Actinopteri, Cyprinodontiformes, Nothobranchiidae. The record is from RefSeq and is a predicted model, not a curated record. Gene Ontology annotation, cellular component: nucleus.